AUGGCAGAGGACAUCCUUUCAUUGAAGGAAAUCGAAGAAAAAGCAAAGCAGGUGACUGGAUCACUGUACCCGGACAACCGACCCUCGGUCCGUCAGACGGCUAGCCGCCUCACCGAAGUUGAAGGAUGCACACCAGGAAGACGAGAGGCCAGUAUAGUAGAGGACAGUACGAGAACUCAAGAUUGGCGGGCUAGUCAACCGGGUCGAGAAGUCCAGACCAACAACACUCUCAAUUGUUUCUUGUUUUUUCAUUUUGACUGUACGCCCCCCGGACCGGCCGCCUGGCAGAUGUAUAUAGUCUGCCAGGUCGAGGGGGCAUAA
Molecule: messenger RNA, 321 nt
Organism: Macrosiphum euphorbiae (potato aphid)
Lineage: Eukaryota; Metazoa; Arthropoda; Insecta; Hemiptera; Aphididae
Source: the annotation of a GenBank genome assembly